AUGUUAAGGUUCACUGCUUGUGCAUUAUUCAAUUCGGGGGCGUUGCAGUCCUUUAUGCCUGCAGCGUUUGCACAAAUUUGUAGUUUGCAAACUGAGCUAUUACCACGACGAGUUGUAGUGUUAAUUCCUGACGGGAAUACAGUAGCUUGUACCCGCUUGGUUAAGAAUUGUCCUAUAGAGCUGGAAGGAAGGGCGCUGAAGGCUAACUUGCUAGUAUUUGGUCAGAUGGAGUUUGACCUGAUUUUGGGGAUGGACUGGCUAUUCAAGCAUUACGCUGAGAUAGAUUGUCGGAAACGAGAAGUUGUAUUUAAACCCCCAAGUGAAAACAGGAUGAGUUACGCAGGACCAUCAGUUAAAGCCACCCCGCUAGUGAUUUCGACUUUACAAGCCAGGAAGUGUAUCGAGGAUGGAGCCUCGACUUUUCUUUUGAUGAAUGUAGAGAAGACAGGAUGUGUUACGCAGGAACAGGAUGUGCUGAAAAUUGCCUUUAGGACAAGGUAG
Messenger RNA from Juglans microcarpa x Juglans regia, 501 nucleotides. RefSeq lists its product as uncharacterized. The record is from RefSeq and is a predicted model, not a curated record. The coding region runs from base 1 to 501 and encodes 166 amino acids. The transcript has a single exon. NCBI's taxonomy places the organism in Eukaryota, Viridiplantae, Streptophyta, Magnoliopsida, Fagales, Juglandaceae.